UUUUGUCAAAGCAACAUGCUUCACAAGUCCUGGUUAGGAAACGACGUGCGAAUUCUUUGCUUGAAGAAACCAAACAGGGUAAUCUUGAGAGAGAAUGCAUUGAGGAACUGUGUAAUAAAGAGGAAGCCAGGGAGGUGUUCGAGAACAACCCUGAAACGGAUUAUUUUUAUCCAAAAUACCUAGCUUGUCUUGGCUCUUUCCGAGCUGGAUUAUUUACUGCUGCCCGUCUGUCCACUAAUGGUUACACCGACCUAAGGAGCUGUAUCAAAGCUAUUCCAGACCAGUGUAAUCCUCUACCAUGCAACAAAGAUGGGUACAUGAGCUGCGUAGAUGGCCAAGCUGCAUUCACGUGCAUUUGUAAACCAGGCUGGCAAGGAAAAAUGUGUGAAGUUGAUAUAAAUGAAUGCAAAGAUCCCUUAAAUGUGAAUGGAGGUUGCAGCCAGAUUUGUGAUAACACUCCUGGAAGUUACCAGUGUUCCUGCAGGAGUGGUUUUGAUUUGCUUUCCAAUAAAAAAGACUGUAAAGAUGUGGACGAAUGUUCUAGGAAGCCAAAUGUUUGUGGCAAAGCCGUGUGCAGAAACAUGCCAGGAGACUAUGUGUGUGAAUGCCCUGAAGGCUACAGAUACAAUCCCCAGUCGCAGGCCUGUGCAGAUAUAGACGAAUGCUCGGAAAACAUGUGCGCUCAGCUUUGUGUUAACUACCCUGGAGGCUAUUCUUGUUACUGUGACGGGAAGAAAGGGUUCAAACUUGCCCAUGACCGGCAGAGCUGUGAGGUUAUUCCCGUGUGUCUUCCUUUGAACCUGGACAAAAAUUAUGAAUUACUUUACUUGGCAGAGCAGUUUGCAGGGGUUGUUUUAUAUUUAAAAUUUAAUUUGCCAGAAACUAACAGGUUCUCAGCCACGUUCGACUUCCGCACGUACGACUCGGAAGGCGUCAUCCUGUGCGCAGAGUCCCUGGACCACUCUGCGUGGCUGCUGAUCGCGCUGCGGGACGGGAAGCUCGAAAUUCAGCUGAAGAAUGAGUUCACAGCGCAGAUCACAAGUGGCGGCGCUGUUAUUAAUAACGGCGUAUGGAAUAUGGUGUCUGUGGAAGAAUUAAAAGAUAGCAUUAGUAUUAAAAUAGCUAAAGAAGCUGUGAUGAAUAUAAAUAAACCUGCAAACCUUUUUAAAUCUACAAAUGGAUUUGUAGAAACCAAAAUAUACUUUUCAGGAUUACCUCGGAAAGUGGAAGAUGCACUCAUUAGACCGAUUAACCCUCGUCUGGAUGGAUGCAUACGAAGCUGGAAUUUGAUGAAUCAAGGGACUUUAGGAGCAAAGGAAAUUAUUCAAGAAAAACAAAAUAAGCAUUGCCUUGUCACUGUGGAGAAGGGCUCCUAUUAUCCAGGAUCUGGAAUUGCUCGCUUUAGCAUAGAUUAUAAUAACAAAACUAAUGCGGAGGGCUGGCAAGUCAAUCUGACCUUGACUAUUCGCCCAUCUGAGGGCACAGGGGUGAUGUUUGCCUUGGUUUCAGGUGACACGGUGCCUUUUGCUAUGGCAUUGGUGGACUCCAGCUCUAGAAAAUCUCAGGAUAUUAUAGUGUCUGUUGGAGAUACAGUAGUGAGUCGAGUAGAAGCUGUACGUCUGUGCUCCAGUCAACAAUCUCAUGUGGUACUCGGAGUCAACAGAAAUAACCUGGAGCUGUGGACUUCACUUAAAGAAGAUAUAAUUUUUUCUGAAGACCUUCAAAGGCGGCUCGCCAUCUUGGAUGAAGCAAUGAAAGGACCAGUGGCCACUUACCUGGGUGGCAUCCCAGACAUCCCAUUCAGUGCUACGCCAGUGAAUGCCUUUUAUAGCGGUUGCAUGGAAGUGAACGUCAAUGGUGUACAGUUGGAUCUGGAUGAAGCCAUUUCUAAACAUGAUGAUAUUCGAGCUCACUCAUGUCCAUCAGUUUGGAAAGAUACAAGCAGUUCUUAAGGCAUCUUUUUUAUCUGCUGAUAAUAUUUCUUUUCAGAGUGUGAUCCUAACUAUGUUUCUAUAAUCGAUUGAAGGGUUUACCUCAGUGGUGAGGUCCUUGAUUAUUUUUUGGUACUUUGAGCUUCUUGGAAUUUUAAAAAGCUCCUAUCAAGAAAAAAAUUAUGCUGUAAUAUUAAAAAAUUCUUACUUUUGUUGCCGUUUAGAAAUUAAAUAAGGAAACAGAAAUUUUAAAUUUUAAUGUUUUGCUGCCAAAUGACAUUGCUUUCGUCUUUAUUUGAAAAUGUAAAUUUUAAUUUCACCAUCAUUGGACUAGUAUUUUAACUAUCUGUUUUUCUCAGAAGGCAAAUCGGUAAAACCAAACAAAAUCUCAUUGAUUAAAUACUGCUGAUCAUAGGCAGAUUUUCUGUUGUGCUUGAUGCUCCUCUUCUGUGAUGAGGGCAGAGGAGAUGGUGGGUUAUUGAAUGUGAACUGAGUGGAAGAUUUUAAAGCUUUAUUCCAAAAUAAUUUGUCAGGGGAAGCAACUUUGUCUUUUUGUCUUUCUCUUACGUGGCUUCACACUGCAACCAGUACCUUGGGUGGAUUAGAAAAUGACAGGGACACGUUGCCUUGAGAGCAGCACAUGAGUCUGCUUCUGGGGAACUAGAUCUAUGAGGAUGAGACAUUUGGUUCCUUUGGAAAGGGCAUGAAAAUCUGGGUUGGGUACGUUCCUUAAGUUUGGCUGUGCGGGUCUCUCAAGCUCUGAAGUAGAAAAGGCAGCAGGGGUGGAAAGGAGAACCGACGACUGUUCACAGUUUCCUUCGAUCCAGAUUUCAACCACUGCAGUAAAUCCCUUGAAUAUAAUUUGUUGAGGAACAAAAGAAUCUGUGGAAGCUAGAACAGACUUUUAACAGGAAGAGAACCACGGAGAGAUACAGCAAAUGCUGUGCUUUUUAGUCAGAGAAGGGGGAAGGUGAGACUGCAGCAUACUUGUUGGCAGUGCAGGUGAAACGGCAGUAUUUUCAUGUCAGGUGUAUAUCAGAUGCUUCACUGAUCUUUUAGAAAAUAAACUUUUUUUCACCACAGAUACUUUAAAUCACAUAAAGUGUAAUAAAUUGAUGUAUAUUUUAA
Messenger RNA from Chinchilla lanigera (long-tailed chinchilla), 3059 nucleotides. It is a transcript of the gene Pros1, whose product is annotated as protein S (alpha). The record is from RefSeq and is a predicted model, not a curated record. Gene Ontology annotation, molecular function: calcium ion binding. Lineage: Eukaryota; Metazoa; Chordata; Mammalia; Rodentia; Chinchillidae. Gene Ontology annotation, cellular component: extracellular region.